AUGUUUGCUUUGUGGAUCGCGUUCGUGUGUGCGGCGGCGGUGAGCGCGAAGGGCGCUGUUUAUAACAACGCGUCGCCGGAAAAUGCGUUCAAGGAGUGUCUGGUGUCGCAGUCCUCCGGGAGCCUCGGCUAUUGCAUCGGUUAUGGGGCGCUUGCAAAGCUGCGAUCUUUCGACACCAGUCCGGAGUUCGAUCUGGUCGAUGGAUUGACAUUCACGAGGGACGAGAAGAUGUACCGGGAUGGAUAUAGUGUUGUUAGCGAAAGUGAUCCGGGGAUUUUCGUGCUUGACUCCUGGGGGCAAGUGUUUCAAACGCGCACGAUGAAAUGGGAUAUGGCAUUCGUACAUCCUGGUUUAUCAAUGCGCGUGGCUCCCGGCGCGACGGGUGGAGUCCUUGAAUUUGUCAUGGAUCCACAUAACACGUUCCAGCAGCAUUCGUUGAAGGAGGCUAGCGCAGGACGCAUCUUGGCGCGGCAGUUCCUCGUGCCGCUGCUGUUGGGUUUUAAAUUCAACAUGGCGACGUUGAUUCCGGUGAUCUUCGGACUCAUCGCAUUGAUCGCUAAAAAGGCUCUGGUCCUUAGUAAAAUUGCAUUGGUGAUCAGCAGUGCUUUUAGUCUUAGCUCACUGCUCUUCACGCAGCAUUCUACAGUCAAUCCGUAUGGUUAUCAACCGACGUAUAAUCCUAGUUUUGGUGGACAGUCACAUCAUGCUUAUAGGCUGCCCGAUGAUGAAUACCAAGAGCAUGCGUACAGGUCGAGCGGCAACAUCAAUGCAGCGCAACCAGCAGCUUCUUCGUACGACGAUGACCAAUUAAGGCUUUACGACGCCGAAUUGCAGCAGGCGUUCAGCCGCGAGGAGAAGAAGAAAGACGGGCGGAAUUUCGCGUGGAGUGAAAGCGACAAAAAGAAGAAGAAUUAA
Messenger RNA from Dalotia coriaria, 915 nucleotides. RefSeq names its product Osiris 10a (gene Osi10a). NCBI's taxonomy places the organism in Eukaryota, Metazoa, Arthropoda, Insecta, Coleoptera, Staphylinidae. Bases 1 to 915 code for a protein of 304 amino acids. The record is from RefSeq and is a predicted model, not a curated record. The transcript has 4 exons. Gene Ontology annotation, cellular component: membrane.